Cooperia oncophora is the source of this 726-nucleotide messenger RNA. NCBI's taxonomy places the organism in Eukaryota, Metazoa, Nematoda, Chromadorea, Rhabditida, Trichostrongylidae. The record is from the annotation of a GenBank genome assembly.
AUGCGUCAACUGUCGGGACCUCCGCUGAGAGAGCUGUUUGUUGAAAGCCCAGAAGAGAGAGCGACAUUGCUGGAAGCAGCUAAGAAAAUGCCCUCAAUCGAACUGGGGCCGGUGGAGGUGCAAUGGCUUCAGGUGUUAUCCGAAGGUUGGGCUACACCUUUGCCCGGAUUCAUGCGAGAACGUCAAUAUCUGCAAGCGCUUCAUUUUGGCCAACUUCUGGAUUUGAAGAAGAAAACUGUUUUCCCAGGAGAAAAGGACGACGGCGCCGAAGACCCAUGGCCCAUGGAUGAGCCGGUGAAUCAGAGUAUACCGAUAGUACUGCCGAUCACGGAUGAACAAAAGCAGAGCAUUACCAACGGAGACGAAGUGUCACCGUGUAUUGCGCUCACGCGCCAGGGAGUUGUACUUGCGGUACUCAACGACGGCGAAGUAUUCGCUCAUCGACGGGAAGAACGAGUUGCAAGACAGUUUGCUUUCACUGAUCCACGACAUCCAGCUGUUGAGCAGGUGCUUUCCAGUGGACCAUGGUGCUUAGGAGGUGACUUGAAGGUACUGAAACGGAUCACAUUCGAUGAUGGUCUAGAUGGCUUUAGAAAGACACCAAGUGAGCUGCGAAGGAUAUUUGAAGAGAAAGGCGCUGACGCAGUAUUUGUGUUCCAAACUUCGCAAAUCCUAUCCACAACGGCCAUGCACUUCUUAUGCGUGACACAAGAGAGAAACUACUGA